Letharia lupina is the source of this 747-nucleotide messenger RNA. RefSeq lists its product as uncharacterized. Bases 1 to 747 code for a protein of 248 amino acids. Gene Ontology annotation, molecular function: ribosome binding; translation initiation factor activity. The record is from RefSeq and is a predicted model, not a curated record. NCBI's taxonomy places the organism in Eukaryota, Fungi, Ascomycota, Lecanoromycetes, Lecanorales, Parmeliaceae. The transcript has 2 exons. Gene Ontology annotation, cellular component: cytoplasm; eukaryotic translation initiation factor 3 complex. Gene Ontology annotation, biological process: regulation of translational initiation.
AUGGGCAUAGCCUUCGACUCCGCGCCCGACAGGCCCGAACACAUCGAAGCCAUCCUCAACGGUCUCGACCGAUACAAUCCCGAAACGACGACCAUAUUCCAAGACUAUGUCACACAGCAGUGCGAGGACCGCACCUAUGACUGCUAUGCGAAUUUGGCGCUGCUGAAGCUCCCUCACCGUCUUCCCGGCCCCGGACUUCGCCCUCUGCCUCCACCUCCUCCCGCCCCACAUCCUCUCCCUCCCCUCCCCCUCCCCCCCCCCCCCGCCCCCUCCUCCAACAACAACAAUCCCACCACCGCACCGGCGGCGCCCCCUUCCACCCCGGACGCCCCGCUCGCCGAAGCCGUGCGCAAGCUCGCCCGCCUCAACGCCCGCCUCGAGCGCUGCGCCUACCGCGACUUCUGGGACCUCCUCGACUCGGACGACCUCUACGCCGACCUCGUCGCCGACGUCAACGGCUUCGAGGAGCUGAUGCGCGUCCGCAUCGCCGUCACCGUCGGCCAGGGCUGCCGCGCCGUCGAGCGCCCCGUCGCCGAGGGCUGGCUGAAUCUGCGCGGGCAAGACUUCGAGGCCUUCGUGCGGGAGAUUUGCGGGUGGGGGGUUGAUGAUGGGGGGGGGAGGGGAGGGGGGAGGGUGGUGGUGCCGGUUAAUAAGGAGAAUGAGGCCAAGGGGACGGUGGUGAGGGAGGAGGUCCGGUUCGAGCAGUUUGGGAGGGUGGUCAGGAGGGCGUAUGAGCAGCCGGCUUGA